This is a messenger RNA of Cladocopium goreaui, 667 nucleotides long. The record is from the annotation of a GenBank genome assembly. Lineage: Eukaryota; Dinophyceae; Suessiales; Symbiodiniaceae.
AUGUCAGCUCGUGUGGGCAAUCCCUGCGAGCGCGCGUCAAACGGUGAAGCAAUGAAGUGGGUAGCGCUGUUUCUGCUGCCCGUGAGCGUCACUGCUGUCGUCUUGCAGUCCGUGUCCGAGUCCGUGUCCGAUGAGGUAAAGGCGGCGCAAGCCCGAAGUGAUCGUUUCUAUACGGAGAUUUCUGUGGCGCAGGAGUCGGAGUUGAAAGAAGUAGAGCAACUGGAGGCUUCUUCGGCUUCGCCUUCCGACUUGCUGCCUGCCUUGGCGAUGCUGCGCAGCGUCUACUCGGAUGGCAAGGAGAGGAUUGGCAAGUUGAACAAACAGGAGGAAGAUUCCAAGAAGGAGUUCCAAAGCAAAGAGCAUGCUCAUGACCAGAAACUGGGCGACAUUCGGAAGAAGUUCGAUGCCAAGAAAAUCUCUGAGCAGUUCUAUCAGACGGAGGUCAAAGACGAGAAUCGCAUCUGGAAGUAUUGGACGCAAGUUCGUGCGCACCAACACAGGCAGUUUUUAGCCGCGCUGAGAGUCCAACACGGCACCAUGAAGAAAGUCAGUCACAUGAUCGACCUCUAUGAAAAGACCCUGGCAGCCAAGGGCAUCAAAGGUUAGGUCCCGACCGCCUGUUGAGGCCGGGGCAGAACUGUUCGGCCGCGCGAAUGGGUGUCCCUCA